Molecule: messenger RNA, 1707 nt
Organism: Cladocopium goreaui
Lineage: Eukaryota; Dinophyceae; Suessiales; Symbiodiniaceae
Source: the annotation of a GenBank genome assembly
AUGUGGACUGCGGUGCCGAUCUAUGACGACCACCGACUGGAUGAGUGUAGACUCUUAUGGGUUGCCAUCGCUCUCGACGUUGGUUGGAAGCGAUUUGCCCCGAUCGCGGAACCCAUGUCCGAAGGAAACGAGCUGGAGCUGGAGGAAUGGAAUGGCCGCAUUGGCAAUCAUUAUUUCCAAAUUUCUCAGGUGAUCGUGUUUGCUCUUCUCUGUGGAGUAUCUUCAGUAACCUUCCCAGACCCGAUUCUGAAUCCGAAAGGAUACCAGAGCCAAGUAGGAAUGUUGUUGAUGCCAAAACGACUUUUUCUUGAAGGAGUUGGUGUUCCUGGCACAUUGAGUCCCGGCACUCCCCUCUACAUACCAGCGUCAUGUCCACCAAUCAUCAAGGAUGCCAACUGGUACCACCAACACUGCACCGGUGUCCCUGCGUUUCGGCACCGGCAAGUGAUGCAGCACUUUUUGCGUCCGAACUUGGGACAAAGUCUCUUGGAGCUCGAGAAGCAAUUGAGUGCACCCUCCGAUUCCAACUCCGCCGCGUCGGAUCAAAUGCUGACCGUUCAUUUGAGAGGUGACGAUGUUGGGCGUGUCCCACAUUACGAGAUGAGCCAACCACCGUGCAGUUUAUAUCGUCGCAUCAUCUUUGAGCAUCACUACAAGAGCGUCACACUGGUGCAUUCGGGAUUUGGCCGCAAACCUGCUUGUGCCGACCUCUUCAAAAAGGACUUGAACGACUUCGUUCGGCUGCACAUUCCCUCGGAUGGUUCUAUCGUCCACCAUUUUGCCACGCUGAUGAGUGCGAAGUAUCUGUUUCUGUCCUUCUCCAGCUUCGCUGUUUCCGCAGCCCUGUUGAGUAAAGAGGUGAAAGUGCUCUACCGCCGGAUCGGAGUGGAAUGGGAAAGCGUGCUGCAUUCCAAUCUGAACUGCAACAUUUGGCCUGGUACAGUGAUGUACGAGUACAAAGCUUACAACGUACCAAUGGACUCGCUGAAAGAGGGCGGUCCCUUACGAUGGCUGCAGGAAUUUCCUUGGUGGAACUUUACUGGGCCUUACGUUUGUGAAUACAGCCGCCAGGAAGGCAAAUUCGUAGAAGCCGCGGACCCUUUAGCGACCACCACCACCACCACAACGACCACAACGACCACAUCUGGAGCAACGACCACCACGACCACGACCACGGUUGAAAGCUUCGAAGUGAACGUGCAAGAUCCUGAUGAUGAAUCUUCCCGCGCAGCAUCCACCGCAUCCGACAUGAAUGUCACCUUGCCAUCGGUCCACAGUAUGAGCUGCGACCCAGAAGUCAAGCGCUUCAACAAACGCUGCCCAGAGACGGUGACCAUCAAGGAGUGGAAUGGAAGGAUAGGAAACCACUACUUUCAGAUCAGUCAAGCCAUCGUGUUUGCCGUGAUGUGCAGCACGCCCAUUGUCCAGUUUCCCAAACUCAUCUAUGCGCCGAAGAGAUAUCAGAACCAGAUGGGGAUGUUGGCGAUACCGCGACAAGUGCUGCUGAGAGGAUCCCGCUCCGAUGGUCAAUGCAUGGUCCCCAAGGCCUGUCCCGUGAACUUCGAACGAAUCAACUGGUAUCACGGUCACUGCCUGAAGAUCCCUGUGUGGCGCCAUCGACAAGUGAUGCAGAAGUUCCUGCGGCCUAACCUGGGUCAGGAUUUGCUGCGAUCCUUGGACCUUUGGGAUCCAAAAUGCUGGUGGUAA